AUGGAAGAAACGCACUACGAAAGUACCUUUUGUGUAUAUUAUAAACCUUUGCUAGUGGAAGAAAUAGCACUUGUGGAAAAUCCUGCUCACGUUCACAAUGGCAAGUGUUCGGUGAUAGGAACAUUUGCCUGUACCGGGAACAGGCUAGAGUCGCUGAGUGUUCCAGAUCUUCCAACCGAGAUGCAGCUUCCAGACGGAACGUGCAGUGUUGAGCUAUGUUUUAACGAUUACUAUGGGAUUACUCCGAGAGGGAGACACGUCGAAGUAACCGGUAUUCUAAAACUGCGCAACACAGCUACUGGAGUAACGACUGAUUCAGGCAAUUUACGGAGCACAUUACUGUGUACAGACAACGAAGAAUUCAGACAACAGUGUGCAAAAGUGAGCUCCAUUUAUAUACCAUAUAUUAAGGUGGAUCAUGUACGAAUGAUAGCGCAUGCUAGGGAACUGAUUUCUUGCAAUUUAGAGUUAAGGAAGCUUAAUUUUUUAAAUAUGAUGGAACACUGAAAAGCUGGUGGUUGUCUCAUUUCUAUAUCAAAUCGGGAUCCUGCAGCAUGUCCUUUCAUAAAACAAAUCCUCCGAUUAUUCAGCAUCAUGUAAUACCGACUGUUUCGCCUGUUUGGUAGGUAGCUAAACGGUCACGGCGAAAUCGUGUAAUAUAAACAAACCCUUGGAGACAAUGAA
Anopheles moucheti is the source of this 684-nucleotide messenger RNA. RefSeq lists its product as uncharacterized. NCBI's taxonomy places the organism in Eukaryota, Metazoa, Arthropoda, Insecta, Diptera, Culicidae. The transcript is spliced from 2 exons. The coding region runs from base 1 to 507 and encodes 168 amino acids. The record is from RefSeq and is a predicted model, not a curated record.